GUAACUGAAGACAGAAAACGGGCUCGCACGAAGACCCCAGAAGGAGGAAGGCAUUCGCCCCACGCUUGGCUCUGAGCAGGUCCCAGGAGACGCUGUGCGGUUCCUCUGAUCGGAUGCUGGGGAGCUCAUCGGUCCGAGGGUCUACACAUGAAGUCACCAUAAAGGGGGUGGCUCCCGCGUUGUCAGGACCCCGGCGCUGCGAGGCCAGGCUAAGAUGAGCAUAACCAGCGACGAGGUGAACUUCCUGGUGUAUCGGUACCUCCAGGAGUCAGGCUUUUCCCACUCGGCGUUCACGUUCGGUAUCGAGAGCCACAUCAGCCAGUCCAACAUCAACGGGACACUGGUGCCGCCCGCCGCCCUCAUCUCCAUCCUGCAGAAGGGGUUGCAGUAUGUGGAGGCCGAGAUCAGCAUCAACGAGGACGGCACGGUGUUCGACGGCCGCCCCAUAGAGUCCCUGUCCCUGAUCGACGCGAAUACGAGGCUGUUUGGAGGCAGGGGUGGGGUGGCGGACAUUCUGACAGUGAUGGCAGCUACCGAUGGGAGUAUCCCAGAUAAAGAGGUGACACCUCAGAAAGGAGUUUCUAAGAGGGAAAAUGCCCGAGCACCGGGUCCCCCCUGCAUCGGUCAGCCACGCGUCCUUCCUUAUUCCCCUGCUGCAGAUAAUCAUUCGAAACCCAUGGACAUAGACGGGGACGUUGAGAUUCCGCCCAGCAAGGCCACCGUCCUCCGGGGCCACGAGUCCGAGGUGUUCAUCUGUGCCUGGAACCCCGUCAGUGAUCUGCUGGCUUCCGGAUCGGGAGAUUCCACCGCGAGGAUAUGGAACCUCAACGAAAACAGCAACGGCGGCUCCACGCAGCUCGUGCUGAGGCACUGUAUACGGGAAGGGGGGCACGACGUCCCCAGUAACAAAGACGUCACCUCGCUGGACUGGAACAGCGAUGGGACACUGUUGGCUACAGGUUCCUAUGAUGGUUUUGCAAGAAUAUGGACGGAAGAUGGUAACCUGGCCAGCACCCUAGGCCAACAUAAAGGCCCCAUUUUUGCCUUAAAAUGGAACAAAAAGGGUAAUUACAUUCUGAGCGCCGGUGUAGACAAAACCACGAUCAUCUGGGAUGCCCACACGGGCGAAGCCAAACAACAGUUUCCGUUUCAUUCUGCCCCGGCACUCGAUGUGGACUGGCAGAACAACACUACGUUUGCCUCCUGCAGCACAGACAUGUGUAUCCACGUUUGCAGACUCGGCUGUGACCGCCCUGUCAAAACCUUCCAGGGACACACAAACGAGGUCAACGCGAUUAAAUGGGACCCUUCCGGAAUGUUGCUGGCCUCCUGCUCCGACGACAUGACGCUGAAGAUCUGGAGUAUGAAGCAGGAUACGUGUGUCCACGACCUUCAGGCUCACAGCAAAGAGAUCUAUACCAUAAAGUGGAGUCCCACCGGGCCGGCCACCACCAACCCCAACUCCAGCAUCAUGCUCGCAAGCGCUUCGUUCGAUUCCACGGUGCGGCUGUGGGACGUGGAGCGUGGCGUGUGUGUCCACACGCUGACCAAGCACCAGGAGCCCGUGUACAGCGUGGCCUUCAGCCCCGACGGCAAUUACCUGGCCAGCGGCUCGUUCGACAAGUGCGUGCAUAUCUGGAACACGCAGAGCGGGAGUCUCGUGCACAGCUACCGAGGCACAGGCGGCAUCUUCGAGGUGUGCUGGAACGCCCGAGGAGACAAAGUGGGGGCCAGCGCGUCCGACGGCUCCGUGUGCGUGUUAGAUCUGCGAAAGUAGACACAGCGUUUCGGAACAAAAAGCAAAGAAUUCUCAUGGACCAGCAGCAGCAAGCGUGUGCGGUCGCAGCACGCUUCAGACACAAUUCCGUCGGCUCCCAAACUGUAGGAACGUGGCUCGCGUCCGUGCGUCCUUCGAAACCGACUCAUCCCUGGCCACAGGAGUCUCUUCUUCUUCUUCUUCUUUUUUUUUUUUUUUAUUUCUUUCGUAAUCCGCAUCAAGACGUUUCCAACAAAAACACACAGUCACGUCCCAGGGGGAAAGGCUCGGUGUCCGCGUGGAACGCUGAGCCUGCCGAGCACGGAGCGGCAGCUGGAGAGGCGCCGUGCACACUCCGGUGCCCAUCCCGACGGGCUCCGGUGGCCGACAGGGCGGGCGAAAAAUACCAAUUAAAAAAACAAACAAACAAAAAAACACAACCUGUGCCAAAAACACAAGAGAAAGAAAGGAAAGGAAGAAGUCGUGCGAACCCCAAAGGCGGCGGAAAGUGCUCUUCCCCGUGCUGGGUUCUCUCUUCCCCCUAAGAAUUCGGACACUACAGUGAACUCUCGCAAAGGACCCGUUUGUACCGAUGAAAUGCGCCACUUUGUAAUCCCAACACUUCCUGUUUUCCAGAA
Messenger RNA from Pteropus alecto (black flying fox), 2394 nucleotides. It is a transcript of the gene TBL1X, whose product is annotated as transducin beta like 1 X-linked. The coding region runs from base 215 to 1777 and encodes 520 amino acids. The transcript has 17 exons. The record is from RefSeq and is a predicted model, not a curated record. Gene Ontology annotation, cellular component: histone deacetylase complex. Gene Ontology annotation, molecular function: transcription corepressor activity; protein binding. Lineage: Eukaryota; Metazoa; Chordata; Mammalia; Chiroptera; Pteropodidae. Gene Ontology annotation, biological process: regulation of transcription by RNA polymerase II.